GCUUCCUUCCCUUCAAACCCGGCUGUUAGUGCUGUGUGAGUGCGUGUGUGCUCUGAGCUCGCUCAUCACACAUUCUAUAAAAAAAAAAAAAUAAAAAAAAAAAUUCAAAACGUGAAAACAAAUACAAAAAAUCUUUUUUUUUUCUUCUUUUUUUUUGUAACAAGUCAGUGAAGAAGGAGUAAAGACGGUCGAAGACUGACGGUAACGUACCCAAACGUGUCGGAUUUUUUUUUCAGUCGUCAGCUUUUUUCCCCCCCUUACUCCGUUUGUCAGAUUUUAACGGCUGUUUUAACAUAAACUGAAGUCGACGUCGUGUCGUUUUAAAACACUCGAAUUAGACAUUCGGGCUCCAACUGACAAGUCAACAGUUGUAUAACGUUUGCAGGUCGGUAUCCAAGCCCCUACCGACGACACUGACCGUUAGCGAACCAGGCAUUCGCAACUUUUCUUCGUCUUCUUUUCCGUUAACAAACUCAAGCGUAGUCCGUUUAUAACCGCUAGUCUCGAGGGAAAAAAAAAAAAAAAGAUGAACCCCAGCGCUCCCAGUUACCCCAUGGCCUCCCUCUAUGUCGGGGACCUGCAUCAAGAUGUGACCGAGGCCAUGCUGUAUGAGAAAUUCAGCCCAGCCGGAGCAAUCCUCUCGAUCCGGGUCUGUAGGGACAUGAUCACCCGGCGUUCCCUCGGAUACGCCUAUGUCAACUUCCAACAGCCAGCGGACGCUGAGCGGGCACUGGACACCAUGAACUUCGACGUGAUCAAAGGGCGGCCCGUACGCAUCAUGUGGUCGCAGCGUGAUCCGUCUUUGAGAAAAAGUGGUGUGGGAAACAUCUUCAUCAAGAAUCUUGAUAAGUCUAUCGACAACAAGGCUCUUUAUGACACCUUCUCUGCUUUUGGGAACAUCCUGUCCUGCAAGGUGGUUUGUGACGAGAAUGGCUCUAAAGGCUACGGCUUUGUUCAUUUUGAGACCCAGGAAGCUGCUGAACGAGCAAUUGAAAAAAUGAACGGCAUGCUGCUUAAUGACAGAAAAGUAUUCGUUGGCCGCUUCAAAUCUCGUAAAGAGCGGGAGGCUGAGCUGGGCGCCCGGGCAAAAGAGUUUACUAAUGUUUACAUUAAAAACUUUGGUGAUGACAUGGAUGAUGAGAAGUUGAGGGAGCUCUUCAGUAAAUACGGAAAUGCGCUGAGUACCCGGGUCAUGACUGAUGAGAGCGGAAAGUCCAGAGGCUUUGGCUUCAUCAGCUUUGAAAGACAUGAAGACGCACAGAAGGCAGUGGAUGAAAUGAAUGGAAAGGACCUGAACGGGAAGCCCAUCUAUGUCGGCCGCGCUCAGAAGAAGGUGGAACGACAGACGGAGCUAAAGCGCAAAUUUGAGCAAAUGAAACAAGACCGUAUGACUCGCUACCAGGGCGUCAACUUGUACGUCAAGAACCUUGAUGAUGGGAUUGAUGAUGAACGCCUGCGGAAGGAGUUCUCCCCGUUUGGCACCAUAACCAGUGCCAAGGUCAUGAUGGAAGGCGGCCGCAGCAAAGGCUUUGGAUUUGUCUGCUUCUCGUCCCCAGAAGAGGCGACUAAAGCCGUCACAGAGAUGAAUGGACGCAUCGUGGCCACCAAGCCACUGUAUGUGGCUCUGGCCCAGAGAAAAGAGGAGCGUCAAGCCCAUCUGACCAACCAGUACAUGCAGCGCAUGGCCAGUGUGCGUGCCGUGCCAAAUCCUGUCAUCAACCCUUACCAGCCCGCCCCACCCUCUGGGUAUUUCAUGGCUGCAAUACCUCAGGCCCAGAAUCGUGCUGCUUACUACCCAGCUGCUGGCCAGAUGGCUCAGCUCCGCCCAAGUCCACGCUGGACAACCCAGGGCGUCCGGCCCCAACACUUUCCGAACAUGACAGGUGCCAUGCGUGCGUCAGCUCCACGCCCUCAGAACUUUGGUACCAUGCGGCCUACUUCUCAGGUCCCCCGCAUGAUGUCCACCCAGCGUGUCGCCGCUCAGACCGUGGCUCCCCGACUGGCCAAUGCAGCAACAACCGCUCCGGUGCGCGGAGUGCCUCAGUACAAGUACGCUGCAGGAGUCCGCAACCCUCAGCAGCACAUUACCUCCCAGUCUCAAGUCACUCUGCAGCAGCCGGCGGUUCACGUUCAAGGACAGGAGCCUCUGACCGCUUCCAUGUUGGCUGCUGCUCCACCACAGGAGCAAAAGCAGAUGCUGGGUGAGCGUCUGUUUCCACUGAUCCAGAACAUGCAUCCCAGCCUGGCAGGCAAGAUUACUGGCAUGCUGCUGGAGAUUGACAACUCAGAGCUGCUUCACAUGCUGGAGUCCCCAGAGUCUCUCCGCUCCAAGGUGGACGAGGCUGUGGCUGUGUUACAGGCCCACCAGGCCAAGGAAGCCGCUCAGAAGACUGUGACAAACUCAGCUGGUGUCCCAAGUGUCUGAACCCAAGGAGUGGGCAACCUUGAGAUGAGCUUCACAGACAGGCGGUGGGGGGGGGGAGAGGCUUGAAAAAAUACACAAAACAAAGUAAAAAGCUGUCAAAUACAAAGUUUUAAAAAAAGAAAACGAUGGAAACAAGUCUCCAGCCAGUCCUGUAACAAACACAAAUACUGCUUUGCCGAGCUUAAAAAAAAAAGCAAAAAAAGAGAAAAAGAAUUAAAACCAAAAAAUGCUCCGUUUGAGGUGUUUUAGAGGAAAAAUAUAUGAAAAAUGUAAGUGAAAGCAUUCCUUUCUGCCAUUUUAUCCAUUUUAAAUGUUUGAAUGUAUGAGCUCCUGAAGCCUGUUAUUGUGAAAUUUCUCUUUAUCUUUGCUUGCUUGAAUAAACAUUCUAAAGUAA
Molecule: messenger RNA, 2819 nt
Organism: Girardinichthys multiradiatus
Lineage: Eukaryota; Metazoa; Chordata; Actinopteri; Cyprinodontiformes; Goodeidae
Product: polyadenylate-binding protein 1
Exons: 14
Coding region: 527-2425 (632 amino acids)
Cellular component (GO): ribonucleoprotein complex
Molecular function (GO): RNA binding
Source: RefSeq, a predicted model, not a curated record